This is a messenger RNA of Puma concolor (puma), 789 nucleotides long. RefSeq names its product phosphomannomutase 1 (gene PMM1). The record is from RefSeq and is a predicted model, not a curated record. Gene Ontology annotation, molecular function: phosphomannomutase activity. Gene Ontology annotation, biological process: protein N-linked glycosylation; GDP-mannose biosynthetic process; mannose metabolic process. Gene Ontology annotation, cellular component: cytosol. Lineage: Eukaryota; Metazoa; Chordata; Mammalia; Carnivora; Felidae.
AUGGCGGUCGCCACUGAGGGCGCCCGCAGGAAGGAGCGCGUCCUCUGCCUGUUUGACGUGGACGGGACCCUCACGCCGGCUCGCCAGAAAAUUGACCCUGAGGUGGCUGCCUUCCUGCAGAAGCUGCGAACUAGGGUGCAGAUUGGUGUCGUGGGCGGCUCGGACUACUCUAAGAUUGCUGAGCAGCUGGGAGAGGGGGAUGAAGUCAUCGAGAAGUUUGAUUAUGUGUUUGCCGAGAAUGGGACAGUGCAGUAUAAGCAUGGACGACUGCUCUCCAAGCAGACCAUCCAGAGCCACCUGGGGGAGGAGCUGCUGCAAGACUUGAUCAACUUCUGCCUCCGCUACAUGGCCCUGCUCAGGCUGCCCAAGAAGCGUGGAACCUUCAUCGAGUUCCGGAAUGGCAUGCUGAACAUCUCACCCAUUGGCCGGAGCUGUACCCUGGAGGAGCGAAUCGAGUUCUCCGAACUAGACAAGAAGGAAAAGAUCCGGGAGAAGUUUGUGGAAGCCCUGAAAACAGAGUUUGCCGGAAAAGGGCUGAGGUUCUCCCGAGGAGGCAUGAUCAGCUUUGACGUCUUCCCUGAGGGCUGGGACAAGCGCUACUGCCUGGACAGUCUGGACCAAGACAGCUUUGACACCAUUCACUUCUUUGGGAACGAGACCAGUCCCGGUGGGAAUGACUUUGAGAUCUACGCUGACCCCCGGACCGUCGGCCACAGCGUGGUCUCUCCGCAGGAUACAGUACAGCGAUGCCGAGAGAUCUUUUUCCCAGAGACCGCCCAUGAGGCCUGA